Molecule: messenger RNA, 492 nt
Organism: Sporothrix brasiliensis 5110
Lineage: Eukaryota; Fungi; Ascomycota; Sordariomycetes; Ophiostomatales; Ophiostomataceae
Exons: 3
Coding region: 1-492 (163 amino acids)
Source: RefSeq, a predicted model, not a curated record
AUGGGCUCCAGCGCUUCGAAGCCGAACACGCCUCACGUGUGGAAAGGCUCCAGCGCCCCGGCCAUCUCCCAAGACAUGAUCGACAGCUUGCAGUCAAGUACAGAGACCGACGUGACGCGUGCCCAGACUCUCGAGCUCCAUAUCCAGGCCCGCGUGACCGACGAGCUGCGCCGUCUGCAGGCCGAACAGCUGGCCAAGCUCAAGGGCCUCGAGCAGGCCAUUGACGACGAGACCGCUGCGUCCACCCCCAGCGACUCGACAACAUCUGCCUCGGUCAGCAAAGAGAUUGCCGGCCUGCGGGCGCGUCUGGAGGCGCGGCAGCGCGACGUGGCCCGCCCGCUGCCAGAGCCCGUGGAAGCGGCGCGCAGCGAGGUGAUCCGGUGUCUGCGGGAGCACGACCGGCGGCCGCUGGAUUGCUACCGCGAGGUGGCGGCGUUCAAGGAAGAGGUGCGGAAGCUGGAGGCGACGUGGGUGGACCGUGUUGUGUCGUAG